This is a messenger RNA of Salvelinus namaycush (lake trout), 2661 nucleotides long. RefSeq lists its product as uncharacterized. The coding region runs from base 162 to 1652 and encodes 496 amino acids. The record is from RefSeq and is a predicted model, not a curated record. The transcript is spliced from 7 exons. NCBI's taxonomy places the organism in Eukaryota, Metazoa, Chordata, Actinopteri, Salmoniformes, Salmonidae.
UUGUCUAUGUCUAAGUGUUUAGUGUCAGCACUUAUGUUUGUAUAGCUUCACGGUCGUCUGUUUUGUUGUUUUGAAUAGUUGUUAUAGUGUUCGUAUUCUUUCUUCAAUAAAGAGGAUGUACUUUCCACGCGCUGCGCCUUGGUCCUCUCUCAGUCCCUUUGAUGAUCGUGACACAGAGACCCAUCAGAGAACUACAGUGUACAUCAGAGAACGAGGGUGGAGAGGAAGCUCUAGCUAAGUCAGAGGAACAGAGACCCAUCAGAGAACUACAGUGUACAUCAGAGAACGAGGGUGGAGAGGAAGCUCUAGCUAAGUCAGAGGAACAGAGUAUAACCAAGGAGGCGCAGUGGCCAUCAAAGGACCAGAUCGAGAUCGUGGAGGACCAACAUUGUGUCACUUGUGGAGCCAAGAGCACCAAGUCACAGCCCCCUCCAGAGCCGCGUAACAACACCAGUUCCACAGCCCCAGAGAAUAUCUUUAUUCCUGGGCAUGGGAAUCAGAGGACUGAUGAUGUUCAGGUGUAUUAUGGGAGCCUGGUGGAGUUCCCAGGGGCUCUUGUUAAACUCCAGUCCCUUCCCGUAUCCACCCUCCUGGGCUGUCUCCAGUCCGUCCUCCCCUCCGUCUUCACCUCACAGAGACUACUGGCUCUCUACUGGCUGGGCGUGACUAACUGCAGCCAGCCCCACCCACGCCUCGCCCUUGUUCUCCUAUUGGAGUCCUGCCUCUACGCCCUGACCUUUGACCCUGACACGCCAGAUCAGACCACGUCUCUGACAGUGUUCCACCACCUCCCCCUGCUACAGGUUAAGGAGAUCCUGGUGGGUUUUGGCGGUCAGAGCCUGCGUCUCAAGGCCUCCAGUGAGGAGUGUGUCCUCACCCUCUACACCCACAGCCAGACCCUCACCCAGGCCCUCACCCACACCCUGCUUGGGGUACUCUGUCCUGGGGACCAGCGAGUGUCCCAACACCCCCUCCUGGUGGAGAACCUGAUGGUUCUGUCUCUGGACUGGAAGGCCCAGGCACCUGACCUGCUGUUGAAUGCUGAACUCAGGCUGUCUGGCCAGUUCCACAAGACCCUAGCUGACCUGGUCUACCUCGUCCACGGCAACAUGAACCGAGAGAAGCCUCAUCUGGGAGAGGUUAGACUGCUGCUUUACACCAGCGUUGGUGUGACAACGACCCCUGACCCCAGACCUGACCCCUGGGCCCAGCUCCUCCUCACAGACACACACCUGGGACUGGUGCAGGAGGAUACAGUGUUCCACCACGUCCCCCUGCUGUCCCGCCAGGCCCAGUUCAAGGGGGUGACCCUCCGUUGCCUCUCCGACGUCCGCUGUGUGAUAGUCCGAGACGGGGUUGGGAGCUCGACCAGUGUGGGUGGAGAUGGAGCCGGGGAUGAAGGUGGGGCAACCAGGCUGGACAUCAUCCUGUCUCAGGACUGGAGGACCAGGAGAGAGAGGCCUAGAGGUCACCCUGAAAGAGGUGCUGUUGCUGAAGCUGAUGGAAGUGCGGUAGGGAGGGUAGCUGGAGCUAGUGUCCUGUCUGCUGCCUCUAAUUCAUGUCCUCCUCCGCAGCAGGCUGAAGUAUGGAAAUUACAUUUCAGCUGCUCCUCCGAGGCCGCCUGUCUGAUUAAUCACUUGUCAAACGUCUGAAUGGUCACUGAUCAAGGACUAGAGGACUGGACAGAACAUAAUGAACUACAGAACAGGUACCAGUUCUGUCCGGUCCUAACUCUCAUCGAGAGGACGGCAAGGUGUGUGUUUGCUCACGGAGUGGCAGUCAAGGGUCCAAUGUAUCUCAAACAAACAAUGGAGAAUAUCGCUACCAUUAAACUCUUUAGGGCCAGUUUCCCGAACACAGACUAAGCCUAGUCAUGGACUUAACAGCAGGCUCAAAAGACAACCUCCUUAUUCCUUAUAGUCCAGGGAACAGGCCCAUAGAGUAUAGUAAUACAUUGAUGAUGUGUUUAAGUUUUGGUGAAUGUUUCCAUGCACAUAGUUCUAGGCAAUUUCUAAAUCAAAUGUUCCACUUUCACGUUCAUUUAAAGAGACUCCGGGACAUUACGUCGUAGUGGUCCUUAGUGGGUCAAUUUCCGCAAAAACUAAGAGCAUUGAAGCGUGAGGCUCAACUUCUCCGCUGUCUUGGUGCCCUAGCUACCAGCGAACACAUGCGCAUGAGCAGAUAUUGUGUGACUGAGAGCGAAGUCCUGAAUCUCGCUCAUCUCAAUAUUUGCGGAGCUGCUUGUGGCCACAUCAUUUCGCAGUCUACCUUUUUAAGUCUUUCUGAAAUGCACUAUAUUUGUUUCUUCUGUUCAAGGCUGUGUUAUUGUUAGUCUGUUCAUACUGUUUUUGUUCACAUUGUGGAGGGAAUACAGGACACUUGGUUCUACAGAAUGUAAGCCAUUUUAAGGGAAGAUGUGAAGGGCACAAAUAAUUGCAGGGUAAGCUUUUUAAGCAUAUUUGAACAUUUGAUCACAAAACAGACCAGUGUUAAAUAUUUUUAAAAAAUAGCGUUUUAUGGACGUGUGUAAACGAUGAAUGUAUUUUAUACCAAAUAAAGUCAUGCAAUUGAAAUUAAAUAUAUUUUGAAUAUUUGCCUGUCAUAAUUUGACACUCGUGUGUAAAAAUACAUGUAUUAAAAUGAUCAUGUUUACAAUGCUGC